Molecule: messenger RNA, 1320 nt
Organism: Serendipita indica DSM 11827
Lineage: Eukaryota; Fungi; Basidiomycota; Agaricomycetes; Sebacinales; Serendipitaceae
Source: the annotation of a GenBank genome assembly
AUGCGCUUUCAUGUUCUCGGUAUUGGAUCUAUUGGAACGCUCGUCGCCCAUCACUUGCGUCGUACCCUCCCGCCAACAGACCACCUCUCACUCAUCGUCCGAAAGGAAAGAAAUGGAUUCAUCCCAAAGAAUGCACCGAGUUCGCUCAUUGUUGAGCUGGAUGGCGUUCGCUCCUAUGUCCGAGGAGGGUUCGACACCGAGUGGGCCGAAUCGUCGCAAGAGGCCGUCUCCAGGCUCGUCCAAAUGCUCAAAGACGAGCAAAUGCGCAAAGAAGUCGAAAAGGUUGACAAGUUGCAGAGGCUCAAGAAUAGCCUCGAGAUGUCUCCUCUCGGCAAGCACAUUGACGUGCUCAUCGUCACCACAAAGGCGAACAAGACCUUGCAGGCCAUCCAACAGUGUCGAGAGCGGCUCUCUCGAAACUCUACCAUCGUCCUGCUGCAGAAUGGCAUGGGCAUCUACGAAACGGUUGUCGACAACCUAUUCCCGCUCGCACAAGAGCGACCCAAUUUCAUCCUCGCGACCACGACACAUGGUGCAUGGAAAAAGAGGGACGUUGCAGAUGCUCACCAUGUUGUCCACGCCGGUAAAGGCGAACUUCAUUUUGGAAUUGUCCCAGAUUCGUUCCCCACCCGCCAACGGGACUUUGAACGAUCGUUUUGGAAUGUUCCAUCGGAUACACCCGUCUCUGAACGUAUACUAUCUUUGGGAGACAUCGAGGAUGCCGAGGCGGCAUCCUCGGCGGUGUCAGAGGUGUUGGAAGGCUCGAAAUACGCCUCACUUCGACGAACAGUCGCAGCACUCCUGGCACUGGAUCUUGACACGAAAUGGCAGCCAAUAUCUCAGCUCCAAAUCCGUCUACGACAAAAGGUCUCGAUCAAUUCGAGUGUCAACCCAUUGACGGCGCUGCUGGGCUGCCGAAAUGGCGAUUUGCUCGGGAGCACACACGCUCGAUCUCUUGUGCGUUCAGUGUGCCAUGAGGCUGCAGACGUCUUUCGGCAACAAACGCUCGCCCAAGGUGGAGAGGGCACAGAUGAAUGGCUAUUUGGCGGUGGACAGGCGUCUUCUGGCGGCAUGCAAGCGCUCUCGCCAGGGGUGUUGGAGAGAGAGACGUACAAAGUGAUCAAAGCGACGUCCCAAAACUAUUCGUCCAUGCUGCUUGAUAUGGAACGUGGUUCGGUGCUUGAAGUCGACUUUAUGAACGGAUAUAUCUCUCGAUUAGGUCAGGCGUAUAAUGUACCCACGCCAACGAUCGAUGCCUUGCGGCACGCGGUCCUUAUCAAGGCCUCGUUUCGGAGGGUUUCGCGGGUUGUCAGACUUUGA